GGGGUCGGAGAGCGGAGGGCCGUCUCUGGAGUCGGAGGAUCCGCAGGAGAGGAUGGAGGCGCGGAGGCUGCGCAUAUCCGCCAGGCUGGAGGCCAAGAGACGGGAGGCUCUAGGCGAGGAUCCUAAUUCUCACAAGGAGCAGAAGGAGGAACCGAGGAAAAGCCGGAAGCAGAUGGAGGACAGCAGACAGCGCUUGGCCAAACUGGUGAGCGACGGCACGCAGCUGGUCACCAAUAUCCAGAUAGCGGCGGAUGCGCGGGAGACCCAGAGACGGGCGGACGAGGAGGAACUCAGGAGGCUGAGGGUAGAGAAGUUGGACAACGAGGCCAAGACCAGUUUGGAGAAAUUUGAGGACAUCACCCAGAAAUGGUUGUCCUCCGGCACGAGGAGGGUCCCCCAGGAGCUGUGGGAGCUGCUGAACCUCCAGCAACAGCAGUGCGGCCGGCUCAUCGAGGACAAGAACAAGCUGAUCGGGGAACUGCAGCAGGAGCUGAAGCGGAAGGACGAGCUGUAUGUGAAAGACCUGAAGAAACAAGCGGAGGACGUGGGUUUGCUGAUCGAGAGAAUGGAGGAGCAGAUCCGGAGCUUAACCAAGACGUUCCGCGAGGAGCUGCUGAACAUCGAGAAAGCCUUCGAGUCGGAGCGGAGAGACCUUCUAAACAGCAAUCGGAGAAAGUGGGAGGAGGGGAUGGAGGCGCGGAGGGGCAGAGAGCUGGAGGAUCUGACGCUUCGGAUGAAGAAAGUGGAGGAAUACGAGCGGCAGCUGAACCAACUUCGGGUGCAGGACGGCGAGGAGUACAACGUGAUCAAAAUCAAACUGGAGACCGACGUGCAGAUCCUUCAGCAGCAGCUGCAGCAGAUGAAAGCCACGUACCAGCUGAACCAGGAGAAGCUGGAGUACAAUUACCAGGUGCUGAAGAAACGCGACGAGGAAAAUACAAUCACCAAGUCCCAGCAGAAGCGGAGAAUAACGCGAUUGCAGGACGUCCUUAAUAACCUGCGGAUAAAACUCGAUAAGCAGGUGAAGGAGUGCAGAGAGCAGAACGCGGCUCAGAGCGACGACAUCCAGCGAUUGGCCGAGCAGUGCCAGGAUCUGCAGAAGAAGAUGAGGCAUUUUGCUGCAGCGGACGCUAAGAAGUUCCAUGAUAUCUGGGUGAUGAACGAGGAAGAGAUGAAGGGUCUUGUCCACCGGGCCCUGGAGGCCGAUCGGAUCAUACAGGAGCAGCAGCUGGGGCUGCCCUGGAAGACCCCCGACUUGUGGUUCAUGGACAACGUAGGACCCCUGGUGCCACAGAAGCAGAAGAAGAAGAGCGCCAGCGUGCUGGCACAGGAGGUCAUGGCCUCAGCAGGGAGCGAUGAAUCGCUGACAUCCAGCAACGGUCAGAGCGCCAGAUUAAAGGCGGGCGUUCCCGGCAGCGCGGAGCAGCCGUCUCCGCCAUUCUCUGCGCGGACCGUCAAACGGAUCCUGGAGCGCGUCAGCGAGGAGUCGGGUUUCCUGAUCGAGGCCAAGCUCAAGCAGCUGCUGUCCCCUCUGGAGAAGGACGAGCGCUCGCUCCUGAAGCUCGACUCCAUUUUUGGGGCGCUCGGCAUCGAGGAUGAAGACGAUGUCUACGAGCUCGUGGACUUUUUCCUGAGAUACAAACAAGAAGACGCACCUGGACAGGACGAUGGCGAUACCGACAGAUCUGACACCAGCGCUGGGGACGACCGACCGCGCCAGGGGGUCCUGAUCCACCCCAAUGACGUGGUGCGAGCCCUCCGCGCGUUUGUCGCGGACUUCCACAAACCAAGCGAGAAACUUUCUCAGUCCCGACCGGCCGGAUGGGAAGAGCGCGACUCGAGCGAGGACGCCGCAUACUGGGCAGAAGCCGCGCGCGUCGUCCCCGAAUCCCGCCUCAGAGUGUGGGACGCGUUGGAAUCCGCGCUGGAAAAAUACCAUGACGUCCUGAGCGGUCGCUCCCAACUCAUAACGGAAACAUCGAGCCUGAGGCAGCAGAACGCCGAGCUGCGGAUGCUCCUGCACCAAUACCUCAACUCCAGGAUCAACCAAGAGCUGGAGAUCCCCCCGACGCAGAUGCUCCAGAUGGAGCCCCAGAAUUAGAAGACUUCAGUCCAGCCUCAUUUCUCACCAAUAAAACCUGUCG
Messenger RNA from Spea bombifrons (plains spadefoot toad), 2144 nucleotides. RefSeq names its product dynein regulatory complex subunit 1 (gene DRC1). Gene Ontology annotation, biological process: regulation of cilium movement; axonemal dynein complex assembly; cilium-dependent cell motility. The coding region runs from base 53 to 2101 and encodes 682 amino acids. Lineage: Eukaryota; Metazoa; Chordata; Amphibia; Anura; Pelobatidae. The transcript is spliced from 17 exons. The record is from RefSeq and is a predicted model, not a curated record. Gene Ontology annotation, cellular component: axoneme; axonemal dynein complex.